This is a messenger RNA of Neohortaea acidophila, 714 nucleotides long. RefSeq names its product Vps51/Vps67-domain-containing protein. Gene Ontology annotation, biological process: retrograde transport, endosome to Golgi; endocytic recycling; Golgi organization. The transcript has a single exon. Gene Ontology annotation, cellular component: GARP complex; membrane; EARP complex. The record is from RefSeq and is a predicted model, not a curated record. NCBI's taxonomy places the organism in Eukaryota, Fungi, Ascomycota, Dothideomycetes, Mycosphaerellales, Teratosphaeriaceae. The annotation marks the transcript as partial.
AUGUCCACCAUUGCUUCCCCGCGCCCUUCGAUCUCCUCCCGCCGCACCUCCACCUCGGUGGGAGAUGCAGCACCAGCGGAGAGGAGUAGUCGCCGCAACAAAACCUCCGCCCUGCGCGACUACUACGGCUUGAAACCCGGCCUACCAUCCGACACACCACCCCGUGGAAGCCUCGACGUAGACAUUGAACAAGACAGCGAGAUCGACCGGGCGUCCUUCUCGCCCGCCACACACGUCGAGAAGGUGUUAAAGGAGCAGGAUUUGGCAGGCGUGUUGAAGACGGAAGCGAAUCUCGUCAGAGAAAUUUGGGCGUUGGAUGGAGAGAAAAAGGCACUGGUGUACGACAAUUACAGCAAGCUGAUUGGGGCCACCGAGACGAUCAAGAAGAUGCGCGAGAGGAUGGAGACGCGGCAGAUGGAGACGAGCACGCUUACGCCCGCGAUUAGCCAUAUUGCCGAGACGGCGGCGACGCUGUCCGCGGAGUUGUACAAGAAGGCGCCACAAGGGAGAGAGACAGCGGAGGGGAGUAAAAUCGAUGAGAAAAGAAGGGAGGAGCAGGCUACGGUACGAUGGGCACUCUCCGCUCCACAACGGUUGGCGAGGCUGGUGGAACAGGGACAGCAGGCGGAAGCGGAGCGAGAACUGAAGGAUGUCUCGUCAUUGCUGCGGCAUUGGGAUGGUGUCGAGGGCGUGGAUGAGCUUCGUUCGGCUUGC